Molecule: messenger RNA, 1360 nt
Organism: Kogia breviceps (pygmy sperm whale)
Lineage: Eukaryota; Metazoa; Chordata; Mammalia; Artiodactyla; Physeteridae
Gene: PLPP7
Product: phospholipid phosphatase 7 (inactive)
Cellular component (GO): nuclear envelope
Molecular function (GO): sphingosine-1-phosphate phosphatase activity
Source: RefSeq, a predicted model, not a curated record
CCUGGUGGCAGCCGGAGGUAAACAGCCACGUGCAGUCCCGCACUCUAUAUUUAACAGCUGCCGCAGAGCAGGAGGGGAGGCCGGGAGCAGCGGCGGCUCCAGGCUUCCGUCUUUGGAGAGAAGGGCCUCACAGCCAGGCUGGCACCGGCCCUCGCUGGGUGACUGUCACCAUGCCUGCCUCCCAGAGCCGGGCCCGGGCCCGGGACCGCAACAACGUCCUCAACCGGGCCGAGUUCCUGUCCCUGAACCAGCCCCCCAAGGGGGCGCCGGAGCCCCGCGGCUCGGGCAGGAAGGCCCCGGGCCCCUCAACACAGCCCUCGUGCCCUGGCGAGGGGGCCCGCGAGCGGCGCCAGUCUCAGCAGCUGCCCGAGGAGGACUGCAUGCAGCUGAACCCCUCCUUCAAGGGCAUCGCCUUCAACUCCCUGCUGGCCAUCGACAUCUGCAUGUCCAAGCGCCUGGGGGUGUGCGCCGGCCGGGCUGCGUCCUGGGCCAGCGCCCGCUCCAUGGUCAGUCUCAUUGGCGUCACGGGCCACGGCGUCCCCUGGAUCGGGGGUACCAUCCUCUGCCUGGUGAAGAGCAGCACGCUGGCCGGCCAGGAGGUGCUCAUGAACCUACUUCUGGCCCUGCUCCUGGACAUCAUGAUGGUGGCCGGCGUGCAGAAGCUCAUCAAGAGGCGCGGCCCGUUCGAGACGAGCCCCAGCCUCCUGGACUACCUCACCAUGGAUAUCUACGCCUUCCCCGCCGGACACGCCAGCCGCGCGGCCAUGGUAUCCAAGUUCUUCCUCAGCCACCUGGUGCUGGCGGUGCCCCUGCGCGUCUUACUGGUGCUCUGGGCCCUCGGUGUGGGCCUGUCUCAGGUCAUGAUCGGCCGCCAUCACAUCACCGAUGUCCUCUCCGGCUUCGUCAUCGGCUACUUCCAGUUCCGCCUGGUCGAGCUGGUCUGGAUGUCCUCCAACACCUGCCAGACGCUCAUCUCCGCCUGGUGAGCCGUUCCUCGGCGGCUCCGGGGCCGGGGGUGGCCCAAGGGGCAGCAGGAAGACACAGGGCUGGCAGGGGAGGGGGCACCAGGCAGCCCCAGCCCAUCUCCCCAGUCUCGGUUGGAGGCUGGUGACCUCAGGGGGGCCCACCAGUGACUGGCACGUCCCUCCCAUCAUGCUGGGUGCCUCCUGCUCCUUCAGUCAGACCCCGAGUCCCUCUGUAGACGGGCUGGGGCCCGGCCGCGGGGAUAGCACUGCUCCACUUCUGCUUUGGAGGUGCCAGGUGAGAGCCAGGAUGGCGGGAGAGGGGCCGAGUCUCAUCUUGUCCUCUCACCAUCACGGCUCUUGAGUUCCUGGCCGUGCCCACCUGACUGCAGCACACC